AUGUUGCCCUCUUCGGUGCGGCGGGUUGUUUCUGCCGCACCUCAAUCAUCACUUUUAUCAAACCUCGCUCCUACAAGCACUCGAACACCAGCUGCCCUCACUUUCUGUUGUAACCCGAGAGGCCAACAGAGACGCCGUUACUCCUCGUCGAAACCUUCGAGCCCAAACGACUCCCCGAAAGGUAUCCCCGACGGCCAAGUAACGGCUACGCCCUCCCAAUCGUCGAAACAAAGCAGAGAGAAGCGAAGGAGCAAGGCCAAAGAAUGGACCGACAUUCAGCAAAACCUCCCAAGUGUUCCUAGUACACAACAUGUACCACAAGAGGCCGUGGCCUUAUCAACUUUCUUCUCUCUACAUCGACCGAUGUCCGUAACCCACAGUUUUCCGAAAACAGUGACCGACGAUGCGUUUGCUCAAAUAUUCGCCCCCCGCACGAAAAACAAUAAGUACAGUGAUGUUAUGUCCACUAUCUCUAGGACCGUCGAUGAGCUUGAACAGCCCAUGGAGAACCUAAGCCUGGAUGCUCAGCAAGGUGGCGAAGCCAUUACAGACGCCAACGGCGAGUCGAUACACAAGAUAGACCUCAAGCAUCCCGAUGGCACCAACUCGAGCGUCUAUGUUCAACUUAAUGCCAUGUCCGGCCAAUUCUUACCCUUUCGCCCCCCUCCGUUACCCCAAUCUGACGCCGCCGCCGCCGCCGAGGUUAUAGAAGAUGUACCGCAACAUCGCGUCUACAAAGCUAUGUUAACGCUCGAGGAGACGACAGACGAGAACGGCCAGAUUCGGAUCAUGGCACAUAGCCCGCUAUUGAUUCAGGAAGCGCCGGCGCCGCGUACGUUCCUUGAACGCAUGGCCCAACGCCAGAUCCGGUGGCGCGAAGGUCAGAAUCGAGACAUGCUCGCGAUUAGUGUGCGAAGACAAAAGAAAUUGAAGAUGAAGAAGAAGAAGUACAAGAAGCUGAUGAAGCGGACACGUAACAUUCGACGAAAGUUGGAUCGGGUCUAA
Hypoxylon trugodes is the source of this 1005-nucleotide messenger RNA. RefSeq lists its product as uncharacterized. The record is from RefSeq and is a predicted model, not a curated record. Lineage: Eukaryota; Fungi; Ascomycota; Sordariomycetes; Xylariales; Hypoxylaceae. Gene Ontology annotation, cellular component: mitochondrion. Gene Ontology annotation, biological process: mRNA processing. Bases 1 to 1005 code for a protein of 334 amino acids. The transcript is spliced from 2 exons.